This is a messenger RNA of Pseudovirgaria hyperparasitica, 1590 nucleotides long. RefSeq names its product MFS general substrate transporter. Lineage: Eukaryota; Fungi; Ascomycota; Dothideomycetes; Acrospermales; Acrospermaceae. The record is from RefSeq and is a predicted model, not a curated record. The coding region runs from base 1 to 1590 and encodes 529 amino acids. The transcript has 2 exons. Gene Ontology annotation, molecular function: transmembrane transporter activity. Gene Ontology annotation, cellular component: fungal-type vacuole membrane. Gene Ontology annotation, biological process: transmembrane transport.
AUGCACAAUUGGGCCGAAUGGCAAGAGAAAGCUGAGAGACCGACCCUCAGUCCUCCUGCGCGACCACGCCGCCGAACGAGCAGGCGAAAUGCUACAACACUGAGAUCAUCACAGAAGUCAACGUCUGAUAGAUCGUCUGUGGCAGAUAGUCUCGCCUCCGAGAUCGACAAACGAUUCUCUCUUCGUAGAGACAAGACCCUGAGCCUCGAACUUCCUCAUCCGUACGCCGAGUACCCGCUCGAGCGGACUUCUCAAGCACUACGACUGUCUCAAUCGAUACGGUUCUCACAGGUCCUUCCAAACCACAUCAACUGGGACGGCAAUUUCCUAGAAAGCAGUGCACUCGAAGAACAACCUCCCGAUGCAAAGGAAAUCGCAGCGGCAAGCGAUUUUCCGGACGGUGGUCGUGCGGCAUGGACUGUCGUUGCUGGUGGCUUCCUUUGCCUGUUCUGCUCGUUCGGAUGGAUGAUAUGCAUCGGUGUCUUCCAAGACUACUACUCGACCACCUUGCUGUCCCAGUACGACUCCAGCACAAUUGCAUGGAUCCCCUCGACGCAGUCAUUCAUGAUGUUCUUUGGAGCACCGUUCUUCGGGAAGAUCUUUGAUUCUUAUGGACCCAGGCCACUACUCAUUGGGGGUACAUUCUUUCAUGUCUUUGGUAUCAUGAUGACCAGCCUUAGUACCCAGUACUACCAGGUCUUCCUAGCCCAGAGUGUGGUAAGUGGCCUGGGUGCGAGUGCUCUGUUUUAUGCCGGCAACAAUUCAGCCGGUACCUGGUUCCUCAAGCGUAGGGCUCUCGCACUAGGUAUCGUGAGCUCAGGCAGCUCGGUUGGAGGAGUGAUAAUCCCGGUCAUCAUCCAGAACAUCAUCGGUCGUGUCGGGUUUCCAUGGACGAUGAGGACCGUCGGGUUCAUCUACCUAUUUCUGCUAUGUAUUGCCAACCUCACAGUCCGUUCUAGACUCAAUCACACCCCAAAGCCGUUCCGAGUCAUGGAGUUCUUCCGCCCCCUUGCUUUACGAACUCCAGCGCUUGUUGCUUCGGCAUCCUUCUUCUUCUUCCUCGGAGUAUUCGUGCCAUACAACUUCCUGCUUGUGCAAGCCAGAGCUUUAAGGUUACCUAGCAACAUCUCGGAAAACAUCAUCAGCAUCCUCAACGCAACCAGUGUUGUUGGUCGCAUACUACCCGCUUACUUGGGCGACAAGUUCGGGCGUUUCAACGCGAUGAUUACCACAACAUUUCUGUGCGUCAUCUUUGCCUUUGCUCUCUGGAUUCCGGCAAAUGGAACGGACCCUAUUGUAGCGUUUGCUUGCCUGUACGGCUUCAGCUCUGGCGCAUUCGUUGCUAUGAUUCCAGCACUAGUAGCCCAGAUCAGCGAUGUAUCCGAGAUUGGUGUUCGUCUAGGGACGAACAUGAUGGUCGUCAGUCUGGCGGCCUUGACAGGCAAUCCGAUCUCCGGAGCAUUGAUCACUGCUAACAACGGCGGCUUCCUAUAUCUCCAAGUCUUCUGUGGGCUCACUCUAUUUGUCGGCGGUUGCCUCUUCAUUGCAGCAAGGGCGAGUGAGACUAGAAAGGUCUUUACCAGAAUGUAG